Hemibagrus wyckioides is the source of this 1481-nucleotide messenger RNA. RefSeq names its product tetratricopeptide repeat protein 9A. The coding region runs from base 286 to 1011 and encodes 241 amino acids. Gene Ontology annotation, molecular function: protein binding. The record is from RefSeq and is a predicted model, not a curated record. NCBI's taxonomy places the organism in Eukaryota, Metazoa, Chordata, Actinopteri, Siluriformes, Bagridae. The transcript is spliced from 3 exons.
AGGAUCCUGGCUGAAGGGUGCACUCCAAUCUGGCAACCCGAGCGCGAGCUGUUCUGUCAUUCCUGCUCCUCUUUUUCCGUCAAAACACAGAAACAGAGAAAUUAAACAAAAUAUCAAUAAACCGGUUUGGGUUUGCGUUAAGGAAUCGCCGGAACAAGACUAGUCACGAGACAGACAUGACGACACGGCGGAAAGCGCGCGAGCUGCCGAGAGAAUAAACUGGAGGGAAGGACACACACGUACAUACACACAUACACUCACACACACACACGCACUCGCGCGGACAUGAUGAUGAGUCUGGACCGGUCCGGGUGUGAAGGGAAGAUCGCACCGGAGGGCGUUACUGGCUCUCUGGGGCAGCCGCCACCGCGCGCUCAGCUUUCCGCCGUUGUGCGCGCGCGUGAGAUGCGUUCUCUUCAACAGCAUCAGCAGCAGAACCAGCACCAUCAUCAUCUUCAUCACCAUCUUCAUCAUCACCACCACGCUGGCGGUGCGCGCGAGCCCGACGAGCUGCUAAGGCGUGCGCUGGACUUUAAGACGCAGGGCACGCAAUGCUAUCGGGACAAGAAGUACCGCGAGGCCAUCGGUAAAUACCACCGCGCGCUGCUCGAGAUGAAAGGACUGGGCCGCGCGCUCGGGUUCGGGGACGCUGACGUCAGCGCGAGAUCUCCUAGCAGGUCGGGGCUAACGGAGGAACAGAGGGGAGCGGCAGAGAGCGCGGAGCUCGAGUGCUACAACAGCCUGGCAGCGUGUCUGUUACAGAUGGAGCUGGUGAAUUAUGAGAGGGUGAAGGAGUACUGUCUGAAAGUCCUCAGGAAGGAGGGAGAGAACUUUAAAGCUCUGUACCGCUCGGGCGUGGCCUAUUAUCACCUGGGAGACUAUAACUCCGCCCUACACUACCUGCAGGAGUCCCACAAACAGGAACCCACAGAUACCAACGUGAUCCGCUACAUCCAGCUGACUGAGAUGAAGCUCCGCCGAAUUGCUCAGGGAAAGAAGGAUCCUGUGUAGUUCACUCGUCUGUCUCACCACCACUGUUUUCAUUGCACACACACACACACACACACACACACACACACACACACACACACACACAGUGUGAUCUUUAUAACUUUAAUGUGAACAUCACUGAUAACAGUUUUGUCUAUCUGCAUGAAACAUUCAGUAACGUCUGACUGCAGCUCUCUAAAAUCCUGUAGUGCACAGUCAUCCAUCCCAGACAGACAGACAGACAGACAGACAACAUAACAGAUAGACAUAGACAGACAGAGACAGUUAGACAGGCAGGGGUGAGACAGGAAGGAGGAAAGUUGUCUCACUGUGCUGAAUCACUUCCAUGUCGCAUCACUCUGUUUCUUCAUCAAGCUUCAAAUCCAAAAAAAACCCCAAAACCUGAGAUGAAGGUGAUGAUGUCAUUUCCUGAAACCAUCAGACUGUUGUGUUAUAUUCAGUGGAAUAAACUCGGUGUUUUUCUGUCUUCA